Molecule: messenger RNA, 855 nt
Organism: Culex pipiens pallens (northern house mosquito)
Lineage: Eukaryota; Metazoa; Arthropoda; Insecta; Diptera; Culicidae
Product: golgin subfamily A member 6-like protein 7
Exons: 4
Coding region: 1-855 (284 amino acids)
Source: RefSeq, a predicted model, not a curated record
AUGAACGUCCUCCAGGACAAGAUCAUCUCGCUCGAUCGACGCUUCAAGUCCAAGAACGUCGGCCUGACCGACAAACUCGAUCAGAUCGCCGACCUGCUGAAGAAGCUGUCGGCGGUGCAGUAUAAAUUGAGGUUGGAGAAGAGUUCGCUUGAGGAUACCGUUGAAGAGCUGCGGAGGGAGUUGGAGGCUGCGAAGCGGCGGACGGAGUCACUUGAGGUGAGCGAGAGUAUGCUAAAUGAAGUUAUGCGAUCGGAGAAGAUCGCGUUCGAGGAGGAGCUGAGCGACGCUGCGAACCGGUUGAAGUUUGAGAGCAAGGUCGUUGAGAUCAGCGUGAAGGAAGCUGGGCUAUCGCUGCUCGAGUCGCAACUUGCGGAGAAGGCUGAACAGCUGCGCGAUCUGUCCAACGAACGUGACGAGCUGGUGAUCAAGUGCAGCAAGCUGAAGGUUGUCCUGAAGGACAUGACCAACAUUUUGGAAACCCAGAAGCAGAGUCGCUCGAUAGCGAGCAGGAAUAGCGUUAGCGAAGAGGUCAAGUCGAAGCGGGACAGCCUGACCGAGCAGUUUGAGGAGCUGACCGAGUCGGUGACGGUGCUGGAGGAAGAUCGGGACACGUUGCGCGAGGAAAUGUGCCGGCUGGAGGCGGAGUGCAAGCGGGUUGACAGAGGGAAGAAAGCGCAGUGCGGGAAGUUGCUCGGUGAGCUGGCUCGGAAGAAUGAGGUGUUGCAGGACUACGACACGCUGAACGAAGACUUCAUGAGCGAGCGGGACGCUGAGGAGACGCUGUUCGACGAGAAGCAAGCCGUCAAGUCGCAGCUGACGGCCAAAGAGAAGCAGCUGGACAUCGUUGGCAAUUAA